Messenger RNA from Eriocheir sinensis (Chinese mitten crab), 4016 nucleotides. Its product is annotated as serine proteinase stubble-like. The transcript has 15 exons. Bases 738 to 3086 code for a protein of 782 amino acids. Lineage: Eukaryota; Metazoa; Arthropoda; Malacostraca; Decapoda; Varunidae. Gene Ontology annotation, biological process: proteolysis. Gene Ontology annotation, molecular function: serine-type endopeptidase activity. The record is from RefSeq and is a predicted model, not a curated record.
CAUACUUUGUCCCCGGUAAUAAUUCAGGAGAUGUGGGCUCUCGAAUUUCCAGGCACAAACUAUUUUUUUCUAGGUAAAAUGUGGUGCUUUUUCAAGUGGAGAUAGUCUUUUUUUCCGGAAACUAUUAGGAAAGGGGCUAUUUCAAUUUUCUUGAUCAAGUCACAAUCCUAAUAUUUCCGGAAAAAAAACAUCUCCACAUGAAAAAAACACCACAAAUUACCCAGAAAAAAAUAGUUUGUGCCUAACCUAACCUAACCUAACCUAACCUAACCUAACCUAUCCUAACCUAACCUAACACUACUUACGUACUGCUUAACGGCAAACCAGCCCGAGGCCGUGGCACUGCUUCUGCGACAAUCAGUCAUGCGCGGUAUGUGAUAAAGGGAGGGUGUAUGUCUCUCGGGGUCCAGGAAUAAUUUUUUUUUUUAUGUAUUUAUUUUUUUUAUUUUUUAUGGUUUCCGGAAGUGAACAGGGUCUACACUAUAUACUGAUACAGAAAUAAUGCAGAAAACCGUGACCGCCUCAUCUGUGGCUCACCAAUGUAUAUCUUCGCCGCCCUGCCAAACAAACAGACGUCGCAGAGCCUUGCUGAGCUACCUUGGCGACAAAGCUGCUUGUGUGGAGGUCCUGACGGAAGAUGAAAGGAAGGGAAAAAGCCAAGAUAAAUACAAACAGGAAGAAGCGUUCGUCCCCUUUUCGGAGGCUCAAACACCUGUGUAUGUUAAUGCCUCAGCAGAAUGUUGUCGACUCACUUAUCCCUCGUUAUUCUGUUUCUGCCCCUCCUGGCGCUGCGGGGAGCCCACUGCCUCGACCCCGACGUCCAUGCAAGCCAAGAGUCAAUGCAAGAGACGAAACAUGAGAGACAGCAGGACGUGAAGGAGGCUGUGAAGGAAAAAUUUGCAGAAGAUGAAAUUAUGGAAGACUCCGUAGAGUAUUUCCAAGAUGGAGAUGAGGAGGGUGAGCUGACUGAGCGUGCAGACAGUACGAGGCAAGGGAGGGAGGGAUGGAAACUUGCAGACGGGAAGAAGGAAGCAAAGAACCGCAGAGUUAAAAAUAAGAGCACUGAGAGGAAAACCGCUGCGAGUCGUAGUGGCGGUGUUGAGAAAGGGAGCAAAGGGGAAAAAGGCUUCAAUAUUAUGGAUAUACUGAGACGCAAUGAAGACCCCAAGAUAACGAAGAAAAAGAAACCAGCAGGAAAGUCUGACAAGAACGGAAAAGGGAAGAGAAAAGGCCCACCGCGGCGGAAAGAAAAUAAGGAAAAAGUAAAGGUGGAUGAUGACGAUGUACCUAAAGGUAACCGAAGGAAAGGCAACGUCGGAGGCAAAUACAAGAAAAUAGGAGGCGGCAUGAUGGUACAAGACGAUAUCCAGAAUACCAUCGUGACUUCAAAGAACAACCCCGUAUUCUCCUUCUCAAACUACAUGCUCGCUGGCUGUGGACAGACCUACAUGGUGACCAAGUCUUCGAACUUCCUCUUUACUACUGACGGUGGAAAAUUCUCAAGAAACUGCCGCACAAAUUUCCAAAGCCCCAGACACACAACCAUCAAGUUCUACUGCCCCGUGUUCAGCCUCACCCAGAAGAAGUGCAAGAGGGAAAGUCUGCUGCUGAGUGAGAGCAGACAAAUCAAGUGGCAGUUCUGCAAGACUGACGUGGUGGACAUCAUGACCUACAGCAACUAUCUCAUGGUGCACCACAGGAGGAGGAGGCUGUCACGCAAGAAGUGUCCGGGGGCGUUCCUGUGUGAAGUGUCUCUCGGUCAUCAUUUUGAACCCAUCACUGAGAAGCCGCCCCCGCCGAAACCCACGACCCAUCCUCCAGGUCCGUAUCCUCCUCCGUCUACGACCGCUACGACGGUCCCAACUACAACUACCACAACCACGCAUCCUCCUCCACCACCGACGACGACUACAACCACAACCACGUAUCCUCCUCCACCACCAACGACGACUACAACAACCACAACCAGUACGACAACGGAGGCUACAAGUACGGUACCAUCUACCACCACCACAACAUCACCACCAUCAACAACGACGACAACCACCACCACCUCCACCACCACAACCUCACCACCACCACCAACAACAACGACGACAACCACCACCACAACCUCACCAUCACCACCACCAACAACGACGACAACCACCACCACAACCACCCCAUCAACAACAUCCCCAUCACCACCACCAACAACAACGACAAGGCCCACCACCAUUACACACCGGCCUCAUCCGCCAGGCCCUAUCUAUACUCCUCAGCCGCCAGGCCCUAUCUAUACUCCUCAGCCGCCUGCCCCUCCCGUUCAACCUAAACCUCCAGCACCUAUCGGACAAAGACCAAUAUGUUAUGGAUGCAGCCCCUUCAACAUUGCUGUUACCAGGAUCGUCGGUGGAGUAGAAGCGGGCAGGGGCGAGUUUCCAUUCCAGGUACGCCUCAACAUCGGUGGAACCAUGUGCUCAGGAAGUCUUAUUACAACCGACACUGUUCUCACCGCAGCUCACUGCUAUGGUAAUGGGUUCAGGCGAACUGAUGUGAUAGUUGGGGACCACGACAUGUACGAAAAUGAGCCAUACAGCCAGACAAUAAAAGCCAUCAAUGUCGUCACGCACGAGCGUUUUGACAGCUCAUCUAUGGACAAUGACAUCGCCCUCCUCUUUUUGGAGCGCCCCGUGCAGUUCAGUCAGUACAUUGCUCCCAUCUGUCUCUCCACUCGUGAUGACACCUUUGUAGAUGAGGUGGCAAUAUCAUCAGGCUGGGGCCAUACGCAUUAUGCGGGUCAAGUAUCUAACAAGCUGCAAAAGGUGGCAUUGGGUACCAUCACCAACGAGGAGUGUCAGAAGUUGUAUGCGUCGAAGUAUGACAUCACUGAAAAUAUGCUGUGCACCUACACAGAGGCAAAGGAUGCCUGCCAGGGCGACAGUGGUGGACCCCUGGUGAGGAAGACAAAAGAUGGCAAGUGGGUCCAGGUCGGCCUCACCAGCUUUGGCUACAGGUGUGCCUAUAAGGAUUCCCCAGGUGUCUUCUCCAAUGUAGCCAACUACGUGGAUUGGAUCCAACGGAAUUUGAGGGGCCUCCACUGCUAACUACCAUCUUUGUUAGUUUUUUCAAGACAUGUUAAAUGUGCAUGUUACUUUUCAUGUACUUUUGUGUUGUAUUUUUUUUAUCAUAAUAUAUGAAUUGGAGAGGGAGUACGAGUGAGCAGCACGGGCCAAGCCAAGAGUCAUAUAUCAGAGCAGCUAGGUACUAUACAGAAAGGUAUGCCUUUGCUAACAGGCUGGCACCAAGCACCAUGGCUCCUCAAGAAAGCCCAACAGCACUAUGGACUGCAAACAGGAAAAAAUAAUACAUAAUUUGUUUGAUAAUUAUUUUUUUAAUUACUUCAAUUUCCUCUUUCAUGGAUCAUGCAGUGUAAACUUGUAAAACGUUUGUUGCAUGAAAUGUUUUAGUUGGUGAAUUAUGAUUUGUUACCUCAUCAAAUACAUACAUGUUCCACAUAUCUUAAGAAACUACUAGUCUAUGCUUCCUUGGAGGCUGGGAAGCACAACAUUAGAAGCCUUUAUGUUGUACCUUACCACUUUAAUUUGUUUAAAUAUCUCCAAAAUUUGUAUCAAAAUUUUUAAAUAUAAUUUCACUCAUGUCAUGCUCAAAUACGUGAGUUCUACAUAUGAAUUACUUCCUGUUUUUUAGUGUAAUGUCAUCUAUCAAUACCAACCAACCUUCUUUUCUAUAGUAACUCUCCUAACUAUAUACUUCAAUAAAACUUUUUUGUCUUUAUAACUAAAUAAAGGUUUGUCUUUUGCUCCCUUAAUUUCUCUAACUGUAGUCAUUCCUAGGCCAACUUUCCAAUUGUUGUUUACUCCUGUUCUCCACUCAUUUGUACAAAGUUAAUCAUGUGUUCUAAUAUAGGCUACCCUAACUUGAUCCUCUGAUGUACUUAGGCCUUUAAUCACACCAUCAGUAAGAAUAUUCCUUAAAUAUUAAACUUUUUACUUCUCAAUAAGUAUGUCUGUACC